Molecule: messenger RNA, 1899 nt
Organism: Ictalurus furcatus (blue catfish)
Lineage: Eukaryota; Metazoa; Chordata; Actinopteri; Siluriformes; Ictaluridae
Gene: adpgk
Product: ADP-dependent glucokinase
Exons: 8
Coding region: 391-1899 (502 amino acids)
Biological process (GO): glucose metabolic process
Cellular component (GO): endoplasmic reticulum
Molecular function (GO): ADP-specific glucokinase activity
Source: RefSeq, a predicted model, not a curated record
AAAUAGAAAGCGCUCUAGACACAAUAUUAUUGUACACAUUUUAAAUAAAGUCUAUGAAAUGAAUGUGUACCGACUGAGGGGUAUACUGCAAUUCGUUUCACACAGAUAUAAAGUGGUACAAGCAUGCCUACACCGCUAAUGAACUGGUGAACUGGUUGAGUUGACUUCCUUUAGAAAGCGAUGAUGCUAUUCAGCAACCCGCAGUACUGCGGUAAAUGAGCGGAAAUUGCGUAUCUCCCUCAGUAACCCAGUCUCCCUACGCAGAAACACUAAAGUCCUUCCGCGUUUCAGACGUGGCGCCGGAGCUCAUUCAGCAGCCAGCUUCAUUCACAGCCCUGGCUUUCAUACUCAUCUCUCAGCUGGUUGUGUUCCAGACCCUUUGCUUGAACCAUGUGGAAGAAGGCUGCUCUAGUGGCAUUGCUGGCCCUUGCAGUAGGUUACCUCUAUCACACAAACCCCAAGCUUCAGGAGCGUGUGGUACGUCUCAUCACCCAGUCCAUCCCUCAGUCACUACUGUCCUCACAGCAUGAACGUAGUACUCCAAACCUGGAAGAGACCAUCUCCCGAGCCUGGGACGCCCUCAUCACUGCACCCGCAAGGCAAUGGGGUCGAAUCGCUGUCGGGGUAAAUGCCUGUAUUGACGUAGUGGUGUCAGGCGUCAGCUUGCUCCAGGCUUUGGCUCUUGACCCGGGAUCCGGACAUGACCACGACGUGUUGCACUCCAAAGAGGACCUAAAAGAGGCCUUUAUUCACUACAUGGAAAGAGGAGCAGCCGCAGAGCGUUUCUUCUCGGAUAAAGAAGUCUUCCAAAGGAUCGCAAGGGCCGCUGCUGAAUAUCCUGGCGCUCAGGUGUAUGUGGGAGGAAAUGCCGCUCUGAUUGGCCAGAAACUCGCCUCUUACCCAGAGCUGGUGGUUCUUUUGUGUGGCCCUAUUGGGCCUAAGCUGCAUGAAUUGCUGGAUGAACAGAUAGUUGUUCCACCACAAUCACUUCAGGAGACUGAUGAGUAUCACCUCAUCCUUGAGUAUAAGGCAGGAGAGCAGUGGGGAUCGAGUCAGGCCCCUCAAGCCAAUCGCUUCAUCUUCUCUCAUGACGUGUCCAAUGGGGAGAUGAGCACUUUGGAGACCUUUGUGGCAAGUCUAGAGGAGUUUCAGCCCGGGCUGGUGGUGCUGUCUGGACUCCACAUGAUGGAGGGAAUGGGGCGUAAGCUUUGGGAGGACAGACUCAAAGAGUUUGCGGUUGCCCUCUCUGACGUUCGCAAUGAGGCGCCCGUCCAUCUGGAGCUGGCCAGUAUGACUGAUCGAGAUUACAUGAGCAUCAUCACCAGGGAGCAGGUCUUGCCUUUGGUGGACUCGAUCGGCCUGAACGAGCAGGAGUUGCUCUUCCUGUCUCAGGCUGCUGGAGGUCCUCACUCUGACCUCCGCUCGUGGAACGGCGUUCCUGACGUGGGCCGCGUCUCUGAUAUCCUCCUCUGGAUCCUAGAUCAGUAUGGCCGAGCCGACCUGCACUCUGAAGCCCAUCUGACCCGCAUCCACUUCCACACACUCGCUUAUCAUGUGCUGGCCACGGUUGACGGCCACUGGGGGAACCAGCGUGGAGCCGUAGCGGCCGGGGCUCGCAUUGCCAGCGCUCAGGCUUGCGGAUUACGAGCUGUGGACGUCAGUAAGGUGGAGCUGAAGGCUCCGCUCAGCUUCUACAGCUCUUUCUCAGAACCGAAACAGGGCUUAGUUUUGGACCCGUUCAAUCCGGUGACGGUGUGGCGAAGGGGGAACGUGUCCUUCCAUCUCAGUCCAGUACUCGUAUGCAAACAGCCGCUGCGGACAGUAGGGUUGGGGGACGCGAUCUCAGCAGAAGGACUCCUCUACUCGGAGAUUGUGCCCCAGCUGCAGUCUGAUGAGUGA